Messenger RNA from Cuscuta epithymum, 1094 nucleotides. The record is from the annotation of a GenBank genome assembly. NCBI's taxonomy places the organism in Eukaryota, Viridiplantae, Streptophyta, Magnoliopsida, Solanales, Convolvulaceae.
CUGCCAUGAUUAGGAGCUCGGCCGACUGGGACUCCGAGAGAGUCAAGAAGAAGAAGAAAAAGGCGAGGAGUAAAAGGAGCAAGUCCCCCAAAUUUCCGGUGCCCGCCGUCGAUGACCGGAGUAGCUCGUCGGCUUUGUCAUCAAGCUGCGUCCCUGGCCCUGAUGUUUGGUGUGGUCCUGGAAUUGGGUUUUCUACCGAUGCUGCCUCUGUUGUUUGGAGAAGAAAGCCGCCCGUUACAGGAAGAGGGAGAGUUGACAGCCAAAGAGUUCCAUUAAGAGAGCAGAGAUCUAGAUAUUCUGUUAGGAGAAUGGUAAUCCCAGAGGACAAUCCAUUUCUUGAAGCGGACAGUGCCUUAGAAUUGUCUAGAUGUAAUGUGGAUCAUUUUGUGUGUAGGAAUCAUCGCCAUUCUCGAUAUGGCUCUCCUGAAGGACUUGCAGAGGUUGUGAUGCUACAAAACAGUACGAUGCGAGGAAGAUCAGAUUCAAUGGAUGGAUACCGAGAUUUGAGGCUUGACAUCGAUAACAUGUCAUAUGAGGAAUUGCUGGAACUUGGAGAUAGAAUCGGGAAUGUAAGCACAGGACUAAGAGAAGAUGAGAUAGCACACUGCGUAAGGAAAACUGGACCGCCUCUAUUGACCAACUUGCGGACCCAUAUGCUUACAGAAGCGGAAAAGAUGUGCAGUGUAUGUCAGGAGGAAUACGAAGCUCAUGACGAGAUGGGGACACUCAAAUGUGGACACUUCUACCACAUAAAUUGCAUCAAGGAAUGGCUACUGAAGAAAAAUGCAUGCCCAAUUUGUAAAUCAGCAGCCAAGUCUGAUGGGCACCCACUUAUUCUCUUCUAGUUUUUUUGUUUGUACAUACUUUGUACCCCAUUGCAAGAAAUAUUAUUUUUUAUAUAGCUUUGUGAUUUCCUAGAUGUUUGAUGGCACCAUUAGCCUUUUUUACUCCUUAAAAUGUUACUUACCAAAUUCAUCUUGGUGGAUUAUGUAAUGACUUCGAACUCGUGUUUCCAGAAUUUUUUCUGCUUUCACAAAUUCACAAUCUUGAUUUAAUGGUCUCGUCGCCUCGUCGGUAUUAUUAUAUCCCCUUCU